UUCCUUCGUUACGACAGUCAAUCCGCAAGUGGUCAGUGGCAAAAGGAAAAGCAAAAAGUAACGCCGGACCUAAAGAAAGCGGGAGAGAUAAUGUUUUAAACGUCGCGGCAAAUUCUCCCCACUUCUCAGAGGGACGCACACAAUAGAGAGACGCGUCAUUCGAUCCGGCCUGUAGUGUUACGUGCGUACGCGACGUUGAAUGAGUGACGUAACCUAAAUACAAAUAUCGCCUAUCAGCGAAUAAAGUUGAUUAGAGCAUUGGUCUGUCGGAAAAACGACAGAAACGACACAUAAACACGUUCUUUCUUAUAUUUCCAUGUGCAUUGAUUUGCCUCAUAAAGAUACAACUCCAAGAGUAUCGUGUUAACAUCUCGUAAACGGUCGCGGAGGGUUGUGUUCUUUGUGUUGAGAAAACUGCGUGCCGGUCAUUUGAACUUUUUUAUUAACACAAGGAAGAAUGGCGGAAGAUUGCAUCGAUGGUGAUUAUUUAGGAGAGUACAGCCGCUUUUUCACUGAAUUCAUCUCUAGGGUGAAACCGCAUGAUCAGCUGCCAGUUUCAGUCAGCUCAUAUAAUGUGACCAAAGCCGAGAUGGUCGGUGAGAUCAUCAACAUAACUCUACAGUACCUCAACACGACGCAAUGUCCACCAAGUUUACAAGCACACUUGGUUCAUCAAGUAGUACAAGAAAUUGAUUCCAUGUGCAAAAAACAACCAAAAGAUUGUGGAUUUAAAUCAGAAGAGAAAGCAUAUACUUCGUUAAGAUUAAUGCAAGCUGUUAUUGCUAAAGUUAACGAAAUAUGUACUCGCUAUUUGGACAAUAGUAGAUUGGCAUUAUUGCCACCUCCUCCUUGUACACCACUACCGCAAGUAGUAGCUGGUGGAUACAAAAAUUGUAGAAGAUCAAUGGAAGACCGCUAUAUGGUUUUACAUGAUCUACACACUACAUUUGGUAUUAAGGAUGACUUUAUAGUAAAUUACUAUGCAGUAUUUGAUGGGCAUGCAGGACAAGAUGCAGCUGUGUACUGUGCUACCCAUCUUCAUCAGUAUUUAACAGAAAGUAUAUAUUAUCCUACCAAUCCAGAGGCUGCCUUAUAUCACGCGUUCAUCAUUACAGACACACAGUUUGGAGAAAAGUACAAGACACAAAAAGUAUGUGGUGGAACUACUGCAGUCUGCACUUUAAUAAUGAAUAAAAAAUUAUAUGUUGCCUGGGUAGGAGAUUCCCCGGCUAUACUAAUAAAACGCGACAGUAUUGUUCAAUUAGUGAAUCCUCAUAGACUUAAUCGUGAAGAUGAAAGGCAGAGAAUAGAAAAAAUGGGAGGUGUAGUGAUACAAACUAUGGGAACUCUAAGAGUCAAUGGAGAAUUGAGCGUGUCUAGAGCAAUAGGCGAUGUUCUUUACAAACCCUUCGUGACUGGCAAUCCAGAAGUUGACUCUGUUACUUUAGACGGCACCGAGGAUUUCCUGAUUCUUGCCACCGAUGGAUUAACCGAUCACCUGGAACCUGCGGAAAUACUGACUAUCCUUUACCAUGAGAUACGACGAAAUCCGAACGUCGGAUUGAAUCGCGCCCACCACAUCCUGCUGCAGUGGGCAAAGUACGCAGGAUCAAAGGAUAACAUCACGGUGAUCGUGGUCCUGUUAACGCCAGCCAGCGAAAUCGCAGCAAGGCCCAGAUACGUCCAUCCGUACUACCUUCCGAAAGUGAAUGAUAUACUGGAGGAAAUGAACUCGAAGGAUAAACCGGUGCAACGGGACAUCGAGUACGCGCACAACGCGAUCAAGUCGAACGUCCUUAAACAGACGAUGAUCUCGCAAGAUCCGUGCGAUCACGAGGACGCCGACAUCCUGGAGGCGAGCAACGGGAAACACGAGAACGGUGACGCUGACUAUGACUACUCGGACCUGGGACCGGAGACGAACGUCGACGCCAUCGACGACGUCCCGACGAUGACCGUGAAAAAUCUCUCCUAUGAAUUCUACAAGAACAACGACGACGACGACGACGACGAUGACGACGACGACGACGAUGACCACGGACUCGACAAAGACUCUAACCUCAUGGACGACAUGGACGUUGACGAAUCGACCAACGACGUUGCUCGUCAUCCGUUCAUGGAUAACAAUCUGCACGAACACGAGGACGAAAACGAUGAAAUUAUUGCACCCAAAGUGGUCCAGGACGAAGCUCCCGAGAGGAUCGACCAGGAACUUCGAGAAGAAAUAAGCAACGAAGUUCGUAGAUCCUUCGAAAAGAAUCUGGAUCAAGAAGAAGUGUUAAUUAAGAAAGACGAUCAGAUUGAGGAUUCGCGGGAUGCGGUGGACGAGGCUGGACCGAUAGACUAUGACGACUCUCCACCAUCGCCGCAGGCUAACAAACCUCUUCAGCAUGCACUGAUCCAGGAAGCGGAUAAUGUAGCGGACAGCGAGGAUUCCGAGGACGAGUGGAAUUACUAUCGCGUCGAUCCUAACAAGGAGAAAGAUUCCGCUGCGCCCGUUGACGAGGUGCAGGAACCAAGGAACGAGGAGGACGAAAGUGAGAGCCCGAAACUUGCUGUAGAAGAAGAAAGCGAGUGUCCAAAACUUACUGUAGAAGAAGAAAGCGAGAGGCCAAAAAUUACUGUAGAAGAAGAAAGCGAGAGUCCAAAACUUGCUCUAGAAGACGAGCCGAAAAUCCAGUCUGAGAAAAUAGAGGAAGAAAUUAAAUGCGAAGGUCCGACAGAGGAGUUACCGGAGCUUAUUAACACAGAGAUUAGCGCCCAGGAGGACAAAGCAAAAGAAUCAGAAUCAGAAGAAGAGAAAGAGGAAGAAAAAGAAAAAGAGGAGGAGGAAGAGGCCAAGCUUUCAGUAGAAGAACAAGACAAAUCAAAAGCUAUGGAUUUUCCGCUGAAUCCUGACGCGGCCGAGUUCGUACCAGUCUCGCCGCAGUUCACGGGAACACCGAUGAAUCUCGGAGAUUUUCCCGUUUCUGGCUCACCUUUCAAGCAAGUCUCACAGAUGGACGACAUACAAGUGCCCACCCAGAGUGAGUUCGAGAAAGAAGUAUGCCAGCGACCAAGGGAGGUCGAAAGCGAGGAUAAAGAAUACCAAAACGGGGACCAGGUUCAGCCAAACACCGAUCUUGUGGACUACAUGAACGAUCGACAGAAGGCAGCUAGUUUCAUCAACACUUUGGACGACUCUGAGAUCUCGUCGACGAAGGCAGAAUACGGCGACACGUCCGUCAGCUUUUUAACAACAACGGAAUUUCAUAGAACAGGGAUAUCCGCGGUGGAUGAGUCGUUCUCGAGCUCCGAGCGCGACUAUGACAUCGCCAAAGACCCCAUGGCUAUGUCGUUCACACCUAGCGACCUUCAAGCGGCUUUCGAUAAUAAAAGUGUUGAUCUAAACGCCGUUCACAAUCUGAGCAAUUCCGAUUUGGAUGAGAAGAACGGCAGUAUGCAGAAAGAGGACGAGGAGGAGGAGGAGGAGGAAGAAGAAGAAGAACUUACGAGUAAAUCACCAGAGCCACAACUUGGAACUGCGAAUAAUUUGGAAUCCCACGAAGAUGAACAACUACCGCGCGAACCAGUGGUCCCCGAAGAGUCCGCGGAGCUCGUGAACCUGUCCUUGCAACAAGAGGAGAGCGAAGCCACCUUCAUCGAGCACACGGACAAACCACAGCCACUUACCGACUUUUUAAGCUUGCAAACAGAGUCUUCCCCGAUUGAGCAACAAGAAAUCUCAAAGGAAGAUCAUUCUCCUUUGACAGAGAAUUAUUCUGGAGAAUUUGAAUCGGAAAAGGAACCUAUUUCCGUCGAUAACGAACAACCUCUGUCGCCUUCCAGCGUCGACAUAGAUGAAACGAAGCCUAUCGACGAGGCCAGCGAGGAUGCCGCUCUUCCAUCAAGCGAUCUACAGAGGGAAGCUUCUACGAAAGAAACCAAUACACCUUCCUCCUUGUCGCCAAUCCCAGACGUGAUAGACAGCGAAGUCCUGGCUUCGGUGGACGACACAGAUAUUUCUCAAACACUAACGCAGUUUUCGUUGCACGCGGAUGCUCCGGAAUUCACACCAAAGGAGCAGUACAACUACCACCUGUACGAUAUGGAAACUCGCGAAGUUUGUAGAUCUCCAAUAGAAACCGAAGACAUUUGUCAAACAUCACCCAUGCAGGCUAGCGACGUUUAUCAAGCACCUCCUGUUGAAAGCUGUGUGUAUCAGCCAUAUUCUACGGAAGCUGGCGAUGCUUUCGAAGCUAGCCAAAACUUGCAGCAUUUCAGUGCGGAUAUCCAACCCGAAGAGAAAGAGAAGAUCGUUGAACCCGUAGCCACAAAACCAACAGAAGGAAACUUGUUAGACUUUACCGAAGAACGACAAGAAGAGGUUUCUGUGAAAGAUCAAAUAGCGGGCGAGUUAACGCCACCUCUUUCUCCUCACGAAGUUGAAGAUAAAGUGUCGGAAAACAUGGAGGAUCUCCUUUGUCCUAUGCAGCCUACCAAACCAAAGGUUGAGGAAAUCGAACCAAAGGAGGAGGGUCCGAUGGAAGCAGAUGUUUUGGAAACCAAGCCAGAGGAAGAAAUUGAACCAGCAAAGGAAGCUGGUCUGAACUUGUCCGAAUCCAUGCAAGAAUUCACUGGGCUGGAGCAACAAUUACAGCCUAAAGCAGAAGAAGUUCCUGAACCGUGCGUUGUACCAGAAGUUCAAGAGGAGAUCCCGCAGAAAGAGGAACCGAAAGAGCAGAUAGAGCCAGUGCAGCAACCUGUAGAAUCUAUAGUCGUGGAAGGGGAAUGCAAAGUAGAGGAGAAGAAGGAAGUUGAACAAAUUCCUUCAUUAAUGCCAGAACCUGAAAUAGAGAAGGCUGUAGAAGCCGUAGAGACUGUACCGGCCACUGAGGCUACGGAGACUGUAAAAGUCGAGGAAGCCUCGGAAAAUAAAAUUACAGAAACAGCUACGGUUGCAGCUGCGGCAGCAGCUGCAACCGCAGUCGUCGUGGCAGCUGCGACUACGACACAGAGCAAAGCGAAGACCAAAACUACCACUAAACCAACGAAGACAGCGACUUCAAAAACGACUACGUCGAAAUCCACGCCGACAUCUCCAUCGAAAGCUGCAAUCUCCUCGCCAAGAACGUCUUCUACGACAGCAAAGAAGUCGACGACGACCACGGCGUCUCGUCCAAAGGACCUAGAUGCUCCUAAGAAAUCUACGGUCUCUAGCACGGCUCUCAAAACAUCAACUCCGAAAGCUGCUUCUAAAGUAACCGCCACCGCUUCCGCGCCAAAGCUAACAGCCAGGACAAGCACCGGCGCUGCGGCCAAAUCAAAAGCCACAACAGUCUCAAAAACGACCACCACUGAGAAAAAGGCUACGGCAAACGGCGACGUGAAACCUCUCAGCAAACCAGCCGCGUCCAAACCUCCCAGCAAGACAUCAUCCGCGACCAAGACCACGCUAGUCAAAGCAUCGACCACGCGAACGUCCACUGGAACGACGACAUCUAAACCAAGACCCGCUACAGCCACCACAAACACCAAAACUAACACUACUGCCAAAUCCUCCACAAUGACAACGACCACCGCGAGCAGCGCCAGACCUAAAACAGCGCCAUCCGCAGGAAGCACGACGAAGAUGACCGCUCGUACGUCCACCUCGAAGGCCCCCAUGAUCGACAAGCAAGUGAAAGAAACGGCCAACAAACAAAUCUCAAUGGCACGCACGAGUACCGUCGCUAAGACCCGUCUGUACACCGCCAGCAGCACCACCACAACAGUGAAACGCGCGUCCUCUACAACGAAAACCUCUACGGCAGCAUCUCCGAUCAAAAAGACCACGACAGUGACAAAAGUGUCCGGUAAAACGUCCACAGGCGCUAAGACGCCAACCGAGAAAGGGAAGGUCCUUCAAAAUGGCGUCUCCGAAAAAGUAGAGAUCAACACGAUCAUCGACGACGUACCCAAGAAGGAUCUCUCUCCUGUAAUCGCUCCGAACGACAACCAACUGAUCAUGAGCUCUGAUUGAAUGAUCGGCGAUAACCGGGGUCGGGUUCGAUCUUUAGUUUUUAUGUCGCUCGCCGAUUAAAAUAAAAAAAGUCAUUCUUCGCGAAAUAGGAGCAUGUGGAUCCACUAAGAAGUAGUUGAUUAGGGAUUAUAUAACAAACCGGAAGAAAUUUUUACUAUAAUUAGCGUAAACUAUGAAAUAUAAUAUAUUAAUGUGUAUAUGUACCAGUUAAAAGUAACGAAUCCGUUUAUAUCUGUAUUGGCGGGAUGCGAGAGUGAGUGGUUAGAACGAAUGGUUGCGAGUGAAUAAGAGGGAGAGAAUGCACGCGUAAGAAAGAACAUAACCUAAAAAACAAAAACAAAAUAUAUAUACUAUAUCGCUUUUUGACUGCUUCGGUCGUCUGGAAAUAUAAAUCGUGUCUCGCUGGAAGAAGGAAGUUGGAGGACGAAAGACAGGAAGAGAGGAAAAGAAUAUCGAAGAUUGUUUCUGUAAAUAAAUUGGACGCGCGUUUCCAAGUGGUCUCCAAGAUUCGGGAGAUGUCCAGGUGGUGCUGUUAACUGGCCUGUUAAAACAACAGAAGUUGAGCAAAAGAAGCAGGUCCAACGAGAAGCCGGAAGAUAGAAGAAAAAAAAAAGAUAAUAAUUCAGGUUCCAGAGGGAGAUGCGUUGACCGUGCGAGUCGAUUUCUUAAUAUUAAUUCUUAAACGUAAAACACACGAAGCUGGACGGUCUUUUUAUACUUUUUAAUUUUAUAUGUGCAUUAUAUUUGAUAAUGAUUAAUCGCCGUACGUUUUAUGGAGCAGAACUUACAACACACAAACACGAACACAUACACACGUACCUACGGUGACAAGGAGGACACGAACACUUCCACACAUGCGAAUGAUAAGUACCAUAUAUAUUUAUUUUUUCUUUUUUGUUUGUUCCUAUUCCGAAGUUGAGUAUACUGCGAGAGAAUAUUAAAAAGAAACUCGACAUUAAUUGAUACCAUUCUUAUGUAUUCUCUAUUCAUCUAUGUACAGCACUUUUAUGAGUUAAUGUGAUACAAUAUUAUAUUAAAUAAAGUUCGAACAAGUACGAAAUAAACAACUUAUAUCUGUACGAGAGAAAGAGAGAGAUAAAAAUCACUGGAUCGAAAUGAUUAAAAGGCAGAUAGAUUAUCGGAGAGAAAGGAACCGGAAUUGGAGGGAGGAAGUAGAUUUCCCCCUUGUAGGAUCAUUUCGUUUGCCAGUUUUUUAAAAUGUGACUGAUUUUUAAACUCCGACAACAAAUAUUCGAUCUUUACUGCUAACUAAACGAUACGAAUAAAGAAACUGAGAGUUUAUAAAUAAUUGUGACCAAACCACAGUUUACUACCAAAAAGAAAUGAAAAAAGAAAAGACAAAAAAAAA
Molecule: messenger RNA, 7370 nt
Organism: Osmia lignaria (orchard mason bee)
Lineage: Eukaryota; Metazoa; Arthropoda; Insecta; Hymenoptera; Megachilidae
Biological process (GO): protein dephosphorylation
Molecular function (GO): protein serine/threonine phosphatase activity; cation binding
Source: RefSeq, a predicted model, not a curated record